AUCAUGGCGGAGGUUCACGUCAUCGGGCAGAUCGUGGGGGCCAGCGGCUUCCCCCAGCGCCGCCUCUUCUGCAAGUGGGGGCUGCACGCCGGCGGCGCCUGGAAGCUGCUCUCGGGGUUGGGGUCCGGGCAGACGCAGGUGGACGACCCCCAGGCAGACGACGUGGCUUAUUGGUGUCACCCCCUCGAUGUCCAUUUUGCCACCAAGGGGCUGCAAGGUUGGCCCAAGCUGCACCUGCAGGUCUGGCACCAGGACGGACUGGGGCGCAGCGAGGUGCUGGGUUACGGUUUUUGUCACGUACCAGCCACCCCCGGGUGCCACGCAUUGGCCUGCGUCACCUGGCGCCCACGGGGGACCUGGCGGGAACGGUUGUGCCAGCGUUUGGUGGGGGGGGGACCCCAACUCCGAAACCCUGAAGCCGUCGCCGCCGGUGCCCCUGAUCGCUUCCGCCUGCGUACCGAGGCCGCCGGCACCGUCCACCUGCAGCUGGGUGUCCUCCUCCGGCAUUUCGGCCGUUACGGCGUCGAGUGCUAACGGGGUGGGGGGACGGGACGCCACGGUCGUGUGCGUGCGUGUGUCCCCAGGAUGGGACAUUUGGGGUUCCCCACCACCCCAGGACAGGACGUCAGGGUCCCCUGGGGAUGGGGAUGCCGGGAUCCCCCAGGGACGGAGGGGACAGGGUCCCCUGG
Molecule: messenger RNA, 689 nt
Organism: Haliaeetus leucocephalus (bald eagle)
Lineage: Eukaryota; Metazoa; Chordata; Aves; Accipitriformes; Accipitridae
Gene: B9D2
Product: B9 protein domain 2
Exons: 3
Coding region: 4-534 (176 amino acids)
Biological process (GO): cilium assembly
Cellular component (GO): MKS complex
Source: RefSeq, a predicted model, not a curated record